Messenger RNA from Gossypium raimondii (Peruvian cotton), 779 nucleotides. RefSeq lists its product as uncharacterized. The transcript is spliced from 2 exons. The record is from RefSeq and is a predicted model, not a curated record. NCBI's taxonomy places the organism in Eukaryota, Viridiplantae, Streptophyta, Magnoliopsida, Malvales, Malvaceae. Bases 381 to 779 code for a protein of 132 amino acids.
UUGAUUAUGUUUUAACAUUGUUGGAUAUUGAAUUGAUUAUUAUGUUUUAAGCUUGUUGGAUAUUGAAAUUAUUGACAAUGACAAUUAUUUAAUGUAGAAUGGGUAAGGGCAACACAGAAGGGACCUCCAAGCAAUUCAGGUGGACAAAACCGAUGGAACAUGUUUUCCUUGAAAUUCUAGCAGAGGAGGCUCGAAAAGGAAAUAAGCCUUCUAAUACUUUCAAAUCAGUUUCUAUUAAUCGAGUUGCCGACGCCAUUUCUUCUAGAUUCCAAGUCCAAUGCGAUACGAAGCACGUGGAAAAUCAUUUGAGGACAGUAAAAAACCAGUGGCAGAUUAUAUGCAAAAUUCGAGGUGAAAGUGGUUUUGGAUGAGAUGAUAACAUGAAAAUGAUCACAUGUGAUAGAGCGACAUACGAUGCAACAGUGAUGGCACACAAGAAGUAUGAACCAUUUUUGAAUAAAAGCAUUGAUCAUUAUGAUGAAAUGGCUGUGGUUGUUGGCAAAGAUAUGGCAACAGGGAGUUUUGCCAGAACAUUUGCUGACAUAGAUUUGGAUGAUGGUAAUGAAGAUUCAAUGCCUGUAGACUGCGACAAUGAAGAGGCUGAAGAGGUAAGAACAAAUGUAUCUUCAUCUGGCACAUCCAAACGUAAAAGAAAAAGUGGUCAAGAAAGUCUCGUUGAUGAACAAAUUAAAAUUGUGGGUGAGCAACUUGGCGAAAUUGCUAAUGCUUUGAAACAAUUUAUGCCGACAAGACAAAGACUGACUUUUACGAACAAGUGA